Molecule: messenger RNA, 864 nt
Organism: Branchiostoma belcheri (Belcher's lancelet)
Lineage: Eukaryota; Metazoa; Chordata; Leptocardii; Amphioxiformes; Branchiostomatidae
Exons: 5
Coding region: 1-795 (264 amino acids)
Molecular function (GO): protein binding
Source: RefSeq, a predicted model, not a curated record
AUGUUCACCUGGUGUUCCCUACCCACCGAUGUGGCGCCCAGGGUGCACCUCGCCGGCUUCAUACGGUUUGAGUACUGGCCGUCAGUCAACUGUCAAGUCAGAAUUGUCAGCGAGCUCGAAAACAGCCGCAUCUCCCUAAGGUUCCUGGACCUGAACAUCGAGUCCACCAACAGCAGACGGUGCAUCGACUCCCUCUCGAUUUACGACGGCACGUUCGAGCAGGGCAUGGUCCUUGCGACGGUUUGCGGCAGUGACGUCCCACCUGAGGUGCUGUCCAGCGGACAACAGAUGGUGUUGGUGAUGACGUCAGAUAACAGCGGGAACGGCAGUUUUAGGAUUCUGUACAGCGUCUUUGUGGAUUCAGUGGCAGGUUCGUGUCCAACGAAUGGUAACUACAGCACAUGCACUGAUGGCAGGUGCAUGCCGGGAGAUCUGGUGAACGAUGGGCACGAGAAUUGCCCGGAUGGAGAGGACGAGGAUGGCUCCGCUUUGCUGGAAGAAUCAGCUUCCAACGGGCAAAUUCAAGGUGCAAAUGAUGACGACGAAAAUACGAGCGAAGAGCCGAAGAAUGCCGAAGACCCAAACACCUCGGGAAAAUUCGUGAUCCAUCUCAGCGGCGGGGACAUCGCGGGGAUAUGUAUUGGGGGACUGAUCGUUAUUGUUUUGGUGGGGGUGGCCUGCAAACAAUGUAACAAACCAGGGAGGGUUUCCUCACAGGCGGUGGGAGGUACGGGGCUGCACUCUGUUAAUGUGGGGGAGGAAGUGGUGGAAAACAGUCUGUUGGAAACAGUUUAGCUUUAGGUUACAGAAAGUACGUUACAUCUGGUGCUGUAUCCAAUUAAAACCAAAAGGAGCACACUAUAG